This is a messenger RNA of Cryphonectria parasitica EP155, 4724 nucleotides long. RefSeq lists its product as uncharacterized. The coding region runs from base 1 to 4512 and encodes 1503 amino acids. Lineage: Eukaryota; Fungi; Ascomycota; Sordariomycetes; Diaporthales; Cryphonectriaceae. The transcript has 2 exons. Gene Ontology annotation, biological process: regulation of transcription by RNA polymerase II. Gene Ontology annotation, molecular function: transcription coregulator activity. The record is from RefSeq and is a predicted model, not a curated record. Gene Ontology annotation, cellular component: mediator complex.
AUGGACCCUGGUGAAUAUGAGACUAAUACCUUGUUGAUUAACAAUGUCUCCUCCGUGGCCUUCAAGAUCUACGAACCAGCACCGCCAAGCUCCUCCCCAUAUACGUUCGCCGCCUCCGAUGUCGAGAGUGCAUUAAGGAAUGAAGGUCAUUUGGUCUACGCUGAUCCGCUACGCCGCGCAAUAUGGUGCUUCUGGCUUGGACGGGGCGAUGAGUCGCCUCUCGGGGAUUUGUCGCCUGGAGCGAACCUCCACGCCUGCGGUCACAACCUCGCCAUGGUCGAAGAAGGCAUGCUUGAACCUGUCAGCCUGUUCAAGAAUCGUAUCAUGACUCCCAAUGCAAUGAGCACGCCGAGCAGCUCUUCACCAAGCGGAUCCGGUGUGGAUAUGGGGCUGCGACCUCCAACUACCCCUGGAGGCAUUAUGACCUCGGGUGGCCUCGCCUCAGAGGCAGACGUGAAGUCCAGUUUUGGAUAUACAGUGGACCUGAAGAGCUAUGGCGCUAUAUCUCCGAAGGACAUCCACGAAUACUUUGUUGCCUCGGUUCUUGGGAGCUUGUCACACAGAUUUUGUUCCAAAACUGGUGCGAUCCCCCUUGACUCCAAGUCGUUCAUCCUUCCUUCUGAAGGGGGCUUUGCAGAUCACGAGUCUUCUCAGACCCCGGCUCCUUCAAUCUUCGCAUCUCUCCGUGUACACCUCACAACGACCGGAUCGCUCCUCAUUGGCAUCUCUUUAACUGUUGUUGAAGGCAUUUGGGCUGGCAGUGAUGGUCUGAGUGCACCUCCACAUAUGAGCGGCAGCACUGUGCUAGCUGCACCUUUAGGGAUGUUUGGGACCCUACCGGCUUCGAGCGACGUCGACCAAUACUCAGUCGACGGCAGCAUUGCGCAAUCUCCCGAUACGCAAGUCACGCGAUACAGGGCAGAUGUGGAUGGUAGAUCCAGCCAUUGGCGAAGCACUUGCUGCAAGUUGCUCGAGAUGCGAGGCAUAUCGUCAGCAACAUUGAGCAAAUCCUCCUGGAUCAAUAUACAAUUCCUUCGACGGAAGCCAAACGAGUUGAGGACAGACGGCAAGCGAACGCCCAUGGUUAACCCGCACGCACAACUCAUGUGGCCGGCGGCGCUGUGCUAUAGAAAACGGACGAGAAAGCCCGUCAUCAUACAAAACAGCUUCGAGUUGGGCCAUGCCAGCGCCAAAGAUGAGUUCGACGCAUUGAAGAGCGCUCAGCAUUGGUUCCUGAACAACACGGAGAGAGAAGACCUCUUGUCCACCAGGAAGAAGGAGAGAGAAGCAGCAACCUCUUCGAAGGAAUCAGGCGAGACAGACUCCCGUCUGCUCCAUAGCGGGCUGUCCCCCAACGCUCCGCGCCGGACCAGCAAUCCAGGCGCGGCAGGCGGUACGAUGUAUCCUACCCCUCCUGAUGGUGUGCAAAAUGCCACGGGCAUCACCCCUACCAUUGAUGGCACUACAUCAAGCCCUGGAAAUCCGGUUCCUUCAACUGCCAUGGUUGACAUUGAUACAUCUAUGACAGUGCCCGGGGGUUUGACGGAUGCAUUCGGUGACGCUUGGGAGGGAAGCGAGAUCAAACGCGAGCAGUCCUUCAACCAGGAGAACUGGGACUUGAAUAACGAUGUAUUUGUUGACAACGACAUUACGGACGCCGACUUUAAUUUCUUCGACGACGAAAAUCCCACCGGCAUGGAUGCCAACAUCUCAGAACUGCCCGACAUGGACACUGGACCAUCAAACAUCGACUCUUCCCAACCGCCUAGUAUACCUGAGCCCCAGCAACCUCCUCCACAACAAGAUCCAAUCAAGAUAGAGCCCCCGUCAGCUCAACCCGUCUUUGCAAAGCCGGAGUUGAAGCAUGCCAGAAGCAUUCUGGAGCGAAACCGGGAUCAUGCCAAGGCAGGCCCUUCGAAUGGCAUCAAGAGACAUCCAAGUCCCUUCGACCCUGCAACUGUUUACAAAAAGCUGAAACUAUCCCUCGCCCCCAGUAUAAGCCCUAUCACGUCUUCGACGCGUCGAGGAAGUGCCUUCGACAAACUCGAUUUCGACAGGUCUUUUGCUGCGGUCAACAAGAAAUACGAGCAUAAUGGGCGGUUCGAUUUUCGAGAGGAAGAACAGACAAGCGACACGCCUCCCAGAACGGGAUCACCUCCUACGACCGGCUACUUGCAGCGGCAUGGCAAAGCUCGGACGACACUCAAAGAACUACCGGCGAACCUUGGUUCUCAAGUAGCAGGGAUGGCAGCGGCUGUGAAUAGUCGUAUGACUGCAUCGGAAGCUGCUCACGCCGACGAGUCGACUUCUGACGCCGAUGACAUUAGUCUCGUAUCCGAUCAAGACGAUAUGAGUGACUUCUCGGAUGAACCAUCUUCUCCCACCAAAGCUAGCAUUCAGCGCCGACGAUUCGCGGAUGACAACGAGUCCGUGGCUGCUUCGACGAGAGACUUUGAGGCUAUGGAUGAGCUUGCGUUCAAUGCGGAUCUCUCCAAGCUCUCGAUCAGUAAUUCCCCGGAAAGUACAGUUGCGCGCUACUUUGCAGACCCAGAACCUAUCAUGCCACGAGUACCACUCUCUGACGAGGAAUACAUUAUGGUUGCCCAGAUUCUCACAGAGCAGGCCGUUUCUGGUUGUCUGAACUACGCGUUGAAUGGGCUGAUGCAUACUGGUCUUGAUCUAUCAAGGCCGCAACGUAAGAUGAUGCGAGGUCUACGCAGCUCAGUGCACGCACUUCAAACGAUACUGCCACCCUGCCUGCAAAGUGCAACAACAUGUCAGCUCCGUCAGCUUGUCGAUACGCAAGACGUGCCAUUGUUGGCCGCACCUAGUCGCAUACAGCCUCGACCACCGGGCGGUGGGCCAGAACAACGUCCAAGCCUGGUGCAGAUAGCUCCGCCGCACCUCGAACUCCGCAGGUACGAGACCAAGCUCUCCGUCUUACCCUCCGCGGUGAACUUCUGGGAAAGCCUUGGCCUUGGCCCAUCUCAAGGUUCCAAGGACGUUCACUCGGUCUGCGUCUUCCCAAACUUGGAUGGUAUGGCAGACAGCGCAGGCAUCUUUCUGGAUCGCCUCAGCAAUGUCUACGAGUCGUUAAAGCUAGGAAGCUUUGACCGUAUGCCCUCAUCACCCAACGUACCGAAUGGGCUUUUGCCCUUUGAGGUCGACAAGACGACCAACGCCCCGACUACCUCACAAGGCUCACGAUCUGGUCAGCCACUUGUGGAUGAUAUGGCCAAACUCGCAGUUGCCAUAUUCAACACGACGUCUGUGUCCAAGAACUUUGUUGUGUUCUUUGUGUACACGCCCGAGAACCCUGGCACGAUCGUCGAGUCCUGUCUGGCUUUUCAGCGGAUGUUUGAACUGUACAGACGAGCCUUGACGGAACGGAAGAAGCCGGCACAAAACGAGUUGGUGCUGCAGCUGGUUCCCUUGAAUUUUGUUGGUACACCGACGUCAAUGGUGGUUUUGUCACCAGGUGACUGUAUACGGAUAUGUCUUGAGGUGUAUGAUCGAUGCACUUUGUUUGGAGGGCCGAUGCCCUCGCCUGCCAUCGUUCUUGAGCAGCAGCCGGUCACCUCAGGCAUAAGCUUUCAACUGAGGAACCCCCCAUCCCCCAAUGUGCUGCAAGAGAACUCAGUCAUGCAUAUCGCGUAUGCACAAAGUGUCGAUGAUAGGUGGAUAACUACAGCAUGGACGGACAACCGCGGCUGCAAGCAGAUGACAGCAUCAUACUGCCUGGGGCGGAAAGGCAGACCACUCUCAAGAUCCUUUGCUGACAUUGCUCACGAGAUCUGGGCAACAACCCAUGAUCUUACAUCCAUAUGGAAAGUUCACUGGCGCAUCGUCAUCACCAAAAUAGGCGUCAUGGAUCCAGCAGAGAUCAACGAGUGGAUCACACUGGCACAGAAAGAAUCAAAGUCCUCGUUUAGCCUCGUGCUACUGACGGUCGACACGAACCCGUCGUUGCAGCUGGUACCCAGCGUCCCCAAGACAUCUAUGGCAGGACAGGCUACCUUUUACUCAACACCAGUCUCCACGCCUCAGCCUGCAACGAUGUCUCCAGAAGCAGUCGGCAAUCCGUCGACACCCAAAGGCGCCCCGACCUCUACCAACGUCUCUACUCCUGUAGCAGACAACAACGCAGUCGAGGCCGAUACUGACGCCACUCUUGUGGAUGUGUCGGACACGACCUGGGGUGCGGUGCUCUCGCACCGUCUGAAUACGUCCUGCUCGCUCACAGACCCAACCCCAGCGCUCAUCAGUGGCUACCUGAUCAGGCGCGGCGGAUUGCGUGCAGACGACCCACCUACAGUUAUGGAGGUCAAUGUGAUCCACUGCGAGGGUAACCCGCGUGUUCUCGAGUUGCUGCUGCGGGAGAUGCUGUCUGUCUUCCGGGGCCUGGGAACGAUCGCGCGGGCCAGGUCUGUGACGGAGAAGGAGGGCGAUGUCCGACCGUGGCAUGUGGCUGCGGUAGAGAAGGGACUCAGGGCAUUGUAUCAGCUGAUGUGAGAUAGCUGUGCAAGCGACCUGUACGAUAAACGGAUAGACUGGUGGGCUUCGCUCUACUUUAAGAAUGAAUUUGAUUACAUCGCUCUUCGCCGCUCAGCAGUGGGCCAUGGUAUCGGCUUGUUGGCGUAUGGCAUAGGAUGGCAUGGCAUGGCAUGGUUGGCGCUAAGCAUUAAAGUAUAUUUGGGUGUUUGAAUACCAUUAGGACGAAAUAU